Messenger RNA from Nothobranchius furzeri (turquoise killifish), 1613 nucleotides. The record is from RefSeq and is a predicted model, not a curated record. NCBI's taxonomy places the organism in Eukaryota, Metazoa, Chordata, Actinopteri, Cyprinodontiformes, Nothobranchiidae.
GCAACAAGAGACAAGCGGAAUGUGCAGGAUGUGGUGACAUCACCCCUCCCCCAGCAAGUUCUGUUAAGAAGGGGGAGUCCUGAACUUACCCCCAAAUUCCACUACCUCCGCUCCGUUCCGACACGAACGCCGGAGCAAAAUCGGUCCCGUUGUAGUCAAUCAGAGCUAUUCCACUACUGCGGCCGUGCUCCGGCAGUGCGGCGCCGUGCGCGACCCUCUGUACCGGCGUCCGGCAAAAAUAGAAUCGAUCCUAUUUUUGCCGGACGCCGGAGCACCUCCGCAGUAUAUGGACAGAAAUCACUGAUACCUGUUUGGAUGAGGGUUGCCUCCAAACACCCAGAGAGUCACAUCCUGCUCCGUUCAGGCUGGGAACCCAUCAUCACAGCCAUGGUCAUCAGCAGUGUUGGAAGACUUAUUCUGGACAAGACUGUGUCUGAUGAAAACUUAGUGGGAAUUGUUGUUUAUGCUCCAGUCAUAAAUGGUGUUGGAGGAAACCUCGUCUCCAUCCAGGCUAGUCGUAUCUCAACUCAUCUGCAUUUGAAUUACUCACCCAGAGAAAUUCCUGACAGCCAUAAAAGCUGCUUCAACCUCUGUCACACCUUCGUUGGAACAGGAUCAAACCAACGUUCUGCUCGAGUUCUGCUCCUUUUGGUUCUGCCUGGUCAGCUGAUCUUCUUACACAUUAUUCACUUGAUGAAAGGAGGCCUCACAUUGCCCAGCCCUCUCUUCACAGUGUUCUUCCUGUCAUUUUCCCUGAUUCAGGUCUUCUCACUGCUGUGCAUAGCUGACUGGAUGGUCCACUGUCUGUGGCAGAGGAGCAAAGAUCCGGACAGUUAUUCAAUACCCUACCUGACAGCUCUUGGAGAUCUUCUGGGGACUGCUUUACUCUCUCUGUCCUUUCUCUUACUGUGGUGCAUUGGCGACCCAGGCGGUGUAUAGAGUUACAAUGACAAGCAGAAACAAAGUAGCCUAGUGAACUAGACCAAAUUCUUGCUUUGCAAAGUUUGGUCUAGGCACGCUCCAUUGGAACCUCCGCAGCUCCUACCAGGACUCUGGCUAGCCAAUCACAGAGGGGUUUCAAACACAUAAAGAGCUGUGAUUGGUCCAUAAUGGUGGGCCAAUCAUAGUGCUCUAUCUGCUUAGUGAACAAAUCACAGAGCUUUAUCCGCUUUGUGUGCCAAUCAAGGCACUCUAUAUGCCUGGUGGGUGGGAUGAUGCAACAGAGUGAAACAAGAGUAUGUCACAUUCAUUGUCCAGUGGAAUGCGGGGAUCAUUUGAAAGACAACGGUAGAACCCGCCCCACAACUGAGAGCCGUCAAUGGAGCGUGGCCAGACUAAAUAAUACAUUUAUUUAAUCUGGCUUGCCAGGCUAGAAACAAACAACAUUCACAACAAAAACCUGUUUUCAUUUUUUCUAUCAUGACCUAAGUUGAAUAAAGUACAAGUAAGUUAUUGCAGAGAUGUCUUAAAAGGGACAUAUUAUGCUUCUUUCUGUGCUGCUAUGUUAGUCUACUGCUUCUACACACUUCCAACAUGAAACAAACUAUCAAUCUGUUUUCUGUUUGUGUUUGGUUUUAGAAAUUACUUGCCUAAUAAAAAUAGCUUAAAAAGUC